CCGACCCCCCUUGCCCCCUCCCCAGGACUGGCCUGGAGACCCCCCGAGUUUCGGGUCUUUUCUUGGGGACCCCGGUGGAUUUGACCCCCGGGACCCCCGGCGGAGAGAGGCUGCAGAGGGGGCGACCUGAGGGGCGACCCCCCCCCCCCAAAUAAUUGAACCUCGGACUUGGGCAGAGACAGAAGAAGAAGAGGCCCUCCCUGGCCUCCUCCACUUUAGCUCCGACCCCCUCUUCCACCCCCUCCGGGCCUGGCGAGAAUUGGGGGGCUGUCAGGGAGCCAGGAGGGGAGAGGUGGGAACUCUCCUUCCUUUUGGCCGAAGAAAUGGAGCUGAAAUGAAGGGAAGGCGGCACAUGAGGACAGGCUGACUCUGCUGGGAUUUACAAUUGAGGAGGAAAAGGAGGAGGGGGCGAAGCCAAUCAUGGAGAAAUAAUCGAGCCUCGGUGUUGGACAGGAGACCCGGAGAAGGUCUGAAGCAGCAGAGGUCGGUACAUGCGGUGGAUUGAGUUCUGAAAAUGGAACUCUCCUUUGCCCUCUUCUUUCUAGGGAUCGUUGCAUUUUCUGACUCAGCCAGAGGCCCUCCCAGGAUCUCAGAUAAGGUGAUCCACCGGCAGUCAGUGAGGCUGGGGAGAACCAUUAAGCUGUUGUGCCCCGUGGAAGGGGACCCCCCACCCCUGACCGUGUGGAUGAAGGACGGCAGGACCAUCCACAGUGGCUGGACCAGGUUUCGUGUCCUGCAGCAGGGCUUGAAGAUCAAGGAGGUGGAGAGCGAGGACGCGGGCACUUACAUCUGCAAAGCCACCAAUGGCUUCGGCAGCGCCAAUGUGAACUACACCCUGAUCGUGAUUGAUGACUCCAGCUCGGUAAAGGAGAGCCAAGUGCCGGAUGAUGAAGACCAAGCGGGCAAGCAGUGGGCCCGGCCCCGGUUCACACAGCCUGCCAAAAUGCGUCGGCGAGUCAUCGCGCGGCCGGUGGGGAGCUCGAUCCGCCUCAAGUGCGUGGCCAGCGGGAACCCUCGGCCCGACAUCACCUGGCUGAAGGACAGCCGGCCUCUGUCACCACCAGAGACCGGGGACAACAGGAAGAAGAAGUGGACCCUGAACCUGAAGAACCUGAAGCCCGAGGACAGUGGGAAAUACACCUGUCGCGUCUCCAACAGGGUCGGAGAGAUCAACGCCACGUACAAAGUUGAAGUGAUCCAGCGGACGCGGUCCAAGCCCGUCCUCACGGGAACCCACCCGGUGAACACGACGGUGGAUUACGGCGGGACCACCUCAUUCCAGUGCAAGGUGCGCAGCGACGUGAAGCCGGUCAUCCAGUGGCUGAAGCGGGUGGAGUACGGCUCGGAGGGCAAGUACAACUCCACCAUCGACGUGGGCGGCCAGAAGUUCGUCGUCCUCCCCACCGGCGAAGUCUGGUCCCGCCCCGACGGCUCCUACCUCAACAAGCUGAUGAUCGCUCGGGCCCGCGAGGAAGACGCCGGCAUGUACAUCUGCCUCGGAGCCAACACCAUGGGCUACAGCUUCCGCAGUGCCUUCCUCACCGUGCUUCCUGACCCAAAGCCGCCCAGCGCCCCAGCUGCCCCGACCUCCGCCAGCAGCCUCCCGUGGCCGGUGGUCAUCGGCAUCCCCGCGGGGGCCAUCUUCAUCCUGGGCACCGUCUUGCUGUGGCUCUGCCAGACGAAGAAGAAGCCCUGCUCCUCACCGCCCCCGGGCCCCGCUCACCGUCCCGCCCCCAGAGAGCGGGCCUGCGGCCCCCCCGACAAAGACUACAUCUCCUCGGUCAACUACGACGAAUACGCGGUGGGAAGCCAGCAGCAGCAGUCGCAGCAACAACAGCAGCUCUUGGGCCAGGCCCCGGCCCCCAAGAUAUACUCCAAGCUGUACACAGACAUCCACACCCACUCUCACACCCACUCCCACGUGGAGGGGAAAGUGCACCAACACCAACACAUCCACUAUCAGUGUUAGGUCCGAUCGGUGGGGUCUCCCCCAGGUCCCUCGGCGUCGGGCCCGGCCCCGCUGCCAGUCACCGAGAGCGAGCCAGAGAUGGAAAGUAAAUGACCCACUGAGC
This is a messenger RNA of Tachyglossus aculeatus (Australian echidna), 2072 nucleotides long. It is a transcript of the gene FGFRL1, whose product is annotated as fibroblast growth factor receptor like 1. Gene Ontology annotation, cellular component: plasma membrane. Lineage: Eukaryota; Metazoa; Chordata; Mammalia; Monotremata; Tachyglossidae. The record is from RefSeq and is a predicted model, not a curated record. Gene Ontology annotation, molecular function: fibroblast growth factor binding; fibroblast growth factor receptor activity.